AGAAAACAAAUAUACGCAAUCGAGGCGAAUGUAUGCCCAGAAUCAAGGUUGUACGUGCGCGAUUUGGCUUAUAGUUGGUUCGAGGACGGCAGAUCGGGGUCUGCGAGCAGGUUUUAAUCGGAUCUUUUGAAGACCUUUAACUCCGCCCUCGGCACGCCCAUUUAAACAAGAUAAAUAGUGCAGGCUGACGGAGAGAGGAGUCCGGUUUCAUAUCAGAGCUGCUGCGAGACGAUGGAGACUGAAAUCGAACAGCAGGAAGAGGAGAGCACUUUCAGCAACACUGAAACAAACGGAAAGCGUCCAGCUGAGGACAUGGACGAGAAGCAGGCGUUCAAACGCUCCCGCAACACGGACGAGAUGGUGGAGCUGCGCAUCCUUCUACAGAGCAAAAACGCAGGAGCUGUGAUCGGAAAGGGCGGCAAAAACAUCAAGGCACUGCGCACGGAUUACAAUGCCAGUGUAUCAGUCCCAGACAGCAGUGGCCCUGAGCGGAUUCUGAGCAUCAGCGCCGACAUUGAGACCGUGGGAGAAAUCUUGCUGAAGAUCAUCCCCACGUUGGAGGAGUACCAGCAUUAUAAAGGGAUUGACUUUGACUGUGAGCUGAGGCUCCUGAUCCACCAGAGUCUGGCUGGGAGCAUCAUCGGGGUGAAAGGUGCCAAAAUCAAGGAACUGCGGGAGAAUACCCAGACCACCAUCAAACUGUUCCAGGAGUGCUGCCCUCACUCCACGGACCGUGUGGUUUUGGUCGGAGGCAAGCCAGACCGCGUCGUUGAGUGCAUCAAGAUCAUGCUGGAGCUGAUCGCCGAGGCUCCUAUUAAAGGGCGGGCUCAGCCGUAUGACCCCAACUUCUAUGACGAGACGUAUGACUACGGCGGCUUCACCAUGUUUGAGGAACGCGGCCGAAGGCCCAUGGGUUUCCCUAUGCGCGGACGCGGUGGGUUCGACCGCCUGCCCCCUGGCCGCGGAGGCCGUCCUAUGCCCCCCGCCCGCCGGGACUACGAUGACAUGAGCCCUCGCCGUGUGCCGCCCCCACCCCCUCCAGUGAGGGGGGGCAGAGUUGGGAGCAGGGCUCGCAAUCUCCCUCUGCCUCCACCCCCGCCCCCUAGAGGAGGAGACGACCAGUAUGGCUACGACAGUUAUCAUGGCAGUGCAGACGACAGACCAAGUGAUCGAAGAGGGAGACCCAGUGACCGCUACGACAGCAUGAGUGGUGGUGGAUAUGAUAACAGUUCGUCCUGGGAGCCGUUCCAGUCUGGUGGGCGUGGGUCCUACGGUGACAUAGCGGGACCUGUCAUCACCACACAAGUGACAAUCCCCAAAGACCUGGCGGGAUCGAUCAUUGGGAAAGGUGGCCAGAGAAUUAAGCAGAUCCGUCAUGAGUCCGGAGCGUCUAUCAAGAUAGAUGAACCUCUUGAGGGUUCUGAAGAUCGCAUCAUUACCAUCACAGGCACACAGGACCAGAUCCAAAAUGCACAGUACCUAUUGCAGAAUAGUGUGAAGCAGUACUCUGGUCGGUUCUUCUAAAGGAGGAGAGUAAGAUGGAAAACCGCCCUGCUUGUUAUGACCCUGCUUCUGUUUAAUGAGCCAACAUUCCUCUGCUUUAGAUAGUUGUUUUGUAUUCAGGGCUCUGCCUCGAUCUCAUGUCCCCCUCCCCCUUUUUAACUCUCUGAACUUCAGCUAAAUGUGUGGAGUUUCACAAAGAGGACAGUAUCCCCCCCCCCCUCCCUUUUUUUUUCUUCCCCUCCGUUUUGGAUUUUGCCUCCUGCUGUCAUUCCCUGUAAGUUGUGACUGACCUGUACCGUGUUCUCUUAAGUAGGUUAGACCCAUCUGAACACUGUGUGAGCAGCGCGGCUGCUGCCGGCGGACUAAAGCCCAGCAUGCCUUCAGUACAGUGAGCAGGACGUAAUGUGUUAGAGGAGGAGCCCGACUCUUAAAGCCGAAUGCAGGCGAUCGUGCUUCCUUACGACUCUUUUCCUGGCAGUGUCUGAGACGAGGGGGCUGUAUAAAUGUAAAUAUACAGUGAUUGUUUCUAUGAAUUUUAUAAAAUUUGAAAUUUCCUUCCAAAUUUGUCUUUGGUGCAUCAUAAUCCAGUGUACUGAUUGGACCAAAUGGGGUUUGACAUGGGCGGGCGGGUGGGUAUUGCAUCCAGACGCAUUGCUUUGUAUAAGGAUGGAAUACAUUUUGCUGUUCACCUGUCUUUUUUUUUUUUUUAAAUCUAUGAAUAGAAAUAUUUGUGCGUUGGGGGGGUAUAUCCCCCCCCAACCCCCAUUUCAUUGUAUGACUAAAAUCUGAACUAAAUCCGUUAACGAAACUCAAACUAGUUUUCUACAUUUUAUUUAAGCAUUUUUAAACGUCUAGAAUGUCCAUUUGUGAUUCAGGGAGCUAAACGUCUAGAGUGUUUAUUUGUGAUUCAGGGAGCAGCGUAGCCAUCAGAGUGCCACAUGUCCCAUAUGUUUGCAGAAGUUGACAUUCCUUCUGAAACCCUGUUCAGUUUGCUGUCCGUGAGUAAUAAAGUGAAAUGCUACCUUUUA
This is a messenger RNA of Paramormyrops kingsleyae, 2531 nucleotides long. It is a transcript of the gene hnrnpk, whose product is annotated as heterogeneous nuclear ribonucleoprotein K. Gene Ontology annotation, molecular function: RNA binding. The record is from RefSeq and is a predicted model, not a curated record. Lineage: Eukaryota; Metazoa; Chordata; Actinopteri; Osteoglossiformes; Mormyridae.